This is a messenger RNA of Daucus carota subsp. sativus, 1562 nucleotides long. RefSeq lists its product as uncharacterized. The transcript has 5 exons. Lineage: Eukaryota; Viridiplantae; Streptophyta; Magnoliopsida; Apiales; Apiaceae. The record is from RefSeq and is a predicted model, not a curated record. Gene Ontology annotation, molecular function: carbohydrate binding; aldose 1-epimerase activity. The coding region runs from base 172 to 1245 and encodes 357 amino acids. Gene Ontology annotation, biological process: beta-D-galactose catabolic process via UDP-galactose, Leloir pathway; glucose metabolic process.
ACAUUUAUUAGAAACGGCAAGACUUUUCUUAUACACGUGAAAGCACCCACUGGAGAUUAAUCAAAGUUCAAAUCCCAGCUUCCACACACAACUCCACUCCUAUAUAUAGCAGCAGCACUGUAAAAUAGUGGAAAUACAUACAAGUAGCGGCAAAGUAGAGCUAGCUAAAUCAUGAAAAUGAAUAAGAAGAUGGCUGGCUUGUUUAUAAGCAUCAUGAUGAUGAUGAUAAGCCUUUCUAGUGGAAGUUCAGCAAGCAAAGCAUUGGGAGUUUAUGAGGUGAAGAGAGGCAACUUCUCAGCUAAAUUUACCAACUGGGGAGCUACUCUCAUCUCCCUCCUUGUUCCUGACAGAUAUGGAAAUAUGGCAGAUGUUGCUCUUGGUUAUCAGUCUGUUUACGAGUAUACGAAUGAUACAUCCUACUUCGGUUCAAUUGUCGGACGGGUAGCUAACCGGAUUGGAGGAGCUCAAUUUACUAUUGAUGGAAUUCAUUACAAGCUCAAACCUAAUGAAAAGAAUAACAUGUUACAUGGCGGAGUAAUAGGAUUCAGUGAUGUUUUAUGGAAGGUAACAAAGCAUGAGAGUGACAGAAUUUCAUUCUCUUAUCACAGUUGCGAUGGUGAAGAAGGAUUCCCGGGGGAUCUUGAAGUUUCGGUUUCAUAUGCAAUUGUUGCACCAUAUGUACUUAGCAUUAGAAUGAGAGCAAAAUCGCUAAACAAGGCAACUCCAGUGAAUCUAGCACAGCAUACUUACUGGAACAUUGGAGGCCACAACUCUGGUGACGUUUUAUCUGACGUGAUCCAGAUAUAUGGAUCUCAAUAUACGCCCACAGACGAUAAUCUCAUCCCCACAGGGAAACUUGUAUCCGUCAAGGGCACACCAUAUGAUUUCCUUGAACCCCAGACCAUUGGAAGCAGGAUAGCCCAGUUGCUACCACUUAGAGGCUAUGAUAUGAAUUAUGUACUUGACGGAGGCAAGAAAAUGAAGCUUGCCGCGAGAGUGUACAAUGAGAAAAGUGGGAGGGUAAUGGAGCUAUCAACCAAUGUACCAGGAUUGCAGUUUUAUACUGCUAAUUAUGUACAAAACGUGACUGGAAAAGGCGGGUUUGUGUAUCAACCCCAUUCGGCUUUGUGUUUGGAGAGUCAAGGGUUCCCUGAUUCAGUAAAUCACCCAAACUUCCCUUCACAGAUUGUUAGGCCUGGAAAGACAUACAAGCACAACAUGGUGUUUACAUUUUCGACGAGGUGAGAAGUGGCGUAAAAGCAGUGUCAUAUUUGUUUUAGUUUGUUUCUUGCUCCUGUACUAGCACCGGUUUUCCAGAAUUCUGCCCUUUUAUCUGUUUAUCCUACCCGGGAGAUUGUAAUGCAUUGGUUGGCUGGCUGGUUUGAGAUGCUGAACAUCACAUCAUGAAGAUGUGUAUUUUUUAGCCUUUCAAACCAGUUUAAUUAGCCAAAUUCCUUCAACAUGUAAUCAGCUGGAAGCCGCAUUACAAUUUACAACCAAUUAAUCAAAUAAUACUGAAGGUUUGUACUAAAUUAUGUGUACAAAUUCCUUUAUUCAUUUCA